CCUGCAGACUACAGGAAUCCCUUUGUGGAGAUGUACUCUGAGCACCCUGACAUCAUCUACAUCGUGGAUGACAGGAAAACAGUGGUGAUCCCCUGCCGGGUCACCUCGCCAGACAUCAAACCCAAACUCACCCAGUACCCUUCCUCUGCAGAGAUCAGCUUCAAGAAGAUGUCCUGGGACCCCAAGAGAGGCUUUGUCAUCCCCUCCCACUCCUUCGUGCCCUCCGGGAUCCUCACAUGCUCAGCCCACGUCAAUGGCAGCGUCUUCAACUCCUACUACAUGGCCCAGAGACUGGGUGAGUGCCCAGGGAGCUCCACUGGGAGCUCCUGCCUGUCUUAGCCUCUCUUAGAUUUG
Messenger RNA from Parus major (Great Tit), 354 nucleotides. Its product is annotated as vascular endothelial growth factor receptor 1-like. The transcript is spliced from 2 exons. Bases 31 to 339 code for a protein of 102 amino acids. The record is from RefSeq and is a predicted model, not a curated record. Lineage: Eukaryota; Metazoa; Chordata; Aves; Passeriformes; Paridae.